AUGCCUUCGAGAAUGAAAUUCCAGAUGUUUCAGAACGGUUCACGUGAGUUCUCGGCUCAUCUCGAAAUCGGAUUCCAUCCGCUGGUAAUCACAAGCAGCGACCGGCUGUUCUCUGUGAAAUGUAUUGAUAACUCGCAUUCGCCUGUAACGACGCUCGCUGAAAGAUUUAGUACUUGUUCACAUUCUGUACGUCUGACAUCUCGAUGGGAAAGCAGUACUGUUUUUCAUGUCGGAGACGCUGUUAUUCAUGAGUGGAAAUUUUUAGAGGCGCAGAAAUAUCAAACGUUCCUCACAAGUUGCAAUGCAGUUUCGAGCUCCGGUCAAGUCCUACACCUGGUGGAUGAGAAUGGAUGCAUCGUGGAUUCCGAACUCAUUGGGGAAAUCGUCUACAAUAGUUUUAUACCAAAAGUGUUUGCACGAGCUCGAAUGUUCAAGUUGAUGAACAGCGAAAAGUAUCGUAUAAAGUGCAAUAUUCAGAUAUGUGGUAGUGAUAGUGUCUGCAAGAAUCGAACCUUUGUGAGUUCACUAUUGUACUAUAUUCAUUUCGUUUUUCGAUUGCAUACUGUAUCAUGUCAACAAAAGUUUAAAUCUCUGCCUCAACCAUUUCGAUUUGCAAAUUUUCGCGAUUGGCUAUUGGACGACAGAACGAUAAAUGAAAGUGAUAUACACCACGAACGUCAGCUCGGAUGUUCAAAUGCCACCAUCAUUGCCUCUCAUCGAAAUUGCUCAUGGUCCGGUAUUGAGCAUCUUCUAGUUGUGUGGUCAUUUACUUCUCUUCUUUUGUGGAUUAUUAUGAUAGCCGUUUGUUUCUACCGACAAACCAAUAAGCCCACAUGGGCGGAAUUUCGAGAACGGGAGCUGCAACGCAUGACACAGGCGCGAGUCAUUCAACACGACCAUCCGUGGAUUCACACCGAUGCAUUUGAGGAGACCCAAAAUAGAAAAAAAAACCACUUUUUGUAG
Angiostrongylus costaricensis is the source of this 963-nucleotide messenger RNA. The record is from the annotation of a GenBank genome assembly. Lineage: Eukaryota; Metazoa; Nematoda; Chromadorea; Rhabditida; Metastrongylidae.